Molecule: messenger RNA, 3952 nt
Organism: Leucoraja erinaceus (little skate)
Lineage: Eukaryota; Metazoa; Chordata; Chondrichthyes; Rajiformes; Rajidae
Product: microsomal triglyceride transfer protein large subunit-like
Exons: 18
Coding region: 526-3192 (888 amino acids)
Biological process (GO): lipoprotein metabolic process; lipid transport
Cellular component (GO): endoplasmic reticulum; Golgi apparatus; basolateral plasma membrane
Molecular function (GO): lipid binding
Source: RefSeq, a predicted model, not a curated record
AAGAUCCUAUCGCAUAUAUAUCUUUGGAGAAUACUGCAGAUCUGUACACAGACACACACUUACAAGAUCAAUUACAGAGGGGAGGAAACUGGAUGAUAUUAAUAAGCUUUUUUCAAACACAUAGCUAAUCGCAUGUUAAAAGCCUAAUAGACGCACAGAUAGAAACCACUGUCUCAUUAUUGUAGGAACAGUCAACAGAGAAAAAUCCUAGAACCUAAAACACACACACACAACUACACAGACAGAGUCGUUCACACUCACUGACGCGCACCCCUUAAUGGUGUCAUUGGCCGCAUCGGGCCACCUCUCGCUCAAGUACAAAACUUCAGCACGUUUUGCAAGAUCCGGCACAUUUCGCAAGCUUUUUUGCAUGAAUUUCUUUGGCCGGGUCGACAGCCAGCGUUCUCUUACCCUAUUCUGCUUUUCCAAGCUGGCGUUUUCCUCUCUGUAUCUUCACCAGCCGGUGAAAGAGUCGACUGGCAAGUGGUUCGUUUCUUUGAUGAAAUUGUGAUUUGAGGGCGGAUUAUGGGGACUGCAGAAAUCUCAAGGAAGCGUGUGCUGGUGUUGCUGAUCUUCACGCUGCUAUUCGCUGAAGGAGAAACUUUGGGUCUUGCAUCCAAUGCAUUGGUCAAGUACAAAUAUGUUGUGGAUUUGGUACUGGAGACUUUGUUCAGUCCAGACACAUUGCCGACGUCAGGAUUCAGGAUUGAAGCUGUAACUCAACUUAAUGUGGUCUGGGAAAACGGCAGCAGCCAGCAUGAGAAGCUAAUUCAAUUGCAAGUAGAAAAGGUAAAACUGCUGAACGUUUCUGAACAAAAUGAGAAUCGAAACAGCUUCAAAGACGCUCAUUCUGAGAGUUUGCUGGGGCCGACAAUAAUGGCAGCUUUAAAGAAACCCGUUAUCUUUCAUUGGAAUUCAGGAAAGAUAGAGGCUCUGUAUGGUUCUGCUGAAGAAAGGGGACUACCUCUGAACCUAAAAAGAGGUCUGGUUAGUCUUUUCCAAUUACAGCCGAAUUCUGGGACAAUCACGGAGGUUGAUGUGUCCGGCAACUGCAGAGUCACCUAUGAAAUGGCGAAUAACCAGGUGAUCAAGAUCAAAGACCUCCUUAGUUGUGGAAAAACAGAAUUUGGCUUUGGUGCACCCAAUCAGGUUCUUGGAGUUCUGUGGCAACCCACAUGUAAAGGUCUUUACUCUGUGGAGAAUGGUGUUAUCAAAGCAGCUGUCAUCGAGGAGGGUCAUAUAUUCAAACUCAAUCUUCAAACAACAAUUGGAGCCAAAAUCAGCUCAAGGCAGCAGCUUCACUAUAUGACUUCGGAAAUACAACCCAAAGCAUUCUACGGGGAAAGUCUUCAGGAAACACUGCAUAAUCUAGGGAUCUUCACACCCUUAUCUAUGACUGGAGUUCUGGAGAAGAUACCCUGCAAGAACUGUACACUUGCAAAUGACUAUUUGAAAAGUCUCAAUAAGAAAAACAACCUGCAAGAUCUUUCUAAAAUAUCUGCAGCAAAGGUAUUCCUAGCGUUUGUUCAACUACUGAGAGAAGCAAAGAAGUCAGAGAUCCUAAACUUUCUGAAGAAGGCAGCUGACAAUGAGAUCUCCUUCCUGAUCGACUCAGCCACAGCGGCACAGACUGAAUCAUCCUUGAGUGCGCUCUCAGAAUACCUGGAUUUCACCAAAGAGAAACAAAGUCCUCAAGUGAAGACAUUCUUGUACGCUGCCGCCUUCUCUUCCUACCCAUCCAAAGAGCUUUUGAACACAUUGUUGGCAAAGCUUCAAAGUAGGAUUGCCAGCAGAGAAGUCGAAGAAACCACUGUUUCAGUGAUUGGAGCAGUGAUUGGCAAAAUGUGUCUGAGAAACCUGUGUAAACUCCAGGAAGUUGAAAUUGCGAAGAAAGUGAUUUUGGAGGGACUGAAUACAGCUAAAGAAGAUGUGAAGAUGUACCUCCUGGCACUGAAGAACGCGAGGCUUCCAGAAACGAUCCCACUCUUGUUACAAUACACCAAGGGCCAAACAAAUUCCGUGACCUCUAUCGCUGUGGCUGCACUACAGAGAUUCCCAAGUGCCUAUAUCACUCAAGAGGUGAAGAAACAGAUGAACAGAAUUUUUCACCAAAGCAGGAAUCGGUAUGGGACUGCUGUGCGAAUGGCUGCACUAGAUGUGAUCCUCAAUAACCAACUUUCACCAAUGGAAUUGAAAAAUAUUGUACUGUCUAUGAGAGAAAUGGAACCAGAACUAUCUAAGUAUACAGUGGCAAAACUGCAGAAUAUCCGGCACUCAGACCACCAUCAGGCAAGCGAAGUAAUAAGAGAGCUCCUGAGAGAUCGACUGAUAUAUAAUUACUAUCAUAUGUCUAGAUUUGGAUGUUCAUCUUCCUCUUCGGGAUACUUAGCAGUUACCACAGAUGCCAUAUCCUCUUACAAUAUGGAUUUACUCUUUGGAGACACUGGAAUAUUACAGAAGAGUCUCACGGAUUUCUUCAUACUAAAUCAGGGAAAUCAGCUUCAUGCAACACAGGUAUCCAUCGAAGCACAAGGUCUCGACUCUUUCUUCAAAGAAAGCCCUGCACAGGACGAGGAUGAUGAUGAUGAUGAAAUCACGGCCAGUAUGUCAGUGAUUCUCUUUGAUGUCCAGUUCCCUCCAACUGUAUUUUUCCAAGGGUACAGUGAUCUAAUGGAGAAGCUCUGGUCAGUCACUGAAGAACCUACGAGUAUAAUAAAAGGAUCCACUUUGCUGAUUGACCAUCUACAGUCAGUCAUGUUGCAGUCUGGCCUUGUAGCAAAUGCUGAAUUCCAAGGGGGGCUUGGAAUUGACGUUUCUGGCAUCAUUGAGCUCAGCUUAUGGAGUCAAAACUGUAAAACCAACAUCAGAAGCAGAGGGGCACUGGUCAUUAAUUCUGUAAUCAAGGUGGACACGACCUUUGUUCAAGCAGGAGUGAAAAGCAAUUCUGAGGCAACAGCUGCUUUGGAUUUUGUCAGUUCCGUUAAAUUUUUAGAUUCCCCAAUUCUAAUUUGUCUACAGUUGUUGAAUGGACCAUACCAAUCCAGGGAGAAGGUUACGAUCUACAAAUCAUUGCAAGAGCAUGUAGUGUUUUCCAAGAGGAAGAAGAGAACAAGGUCGUUUCAGGGAGCAGAAUUGCCUCUGCAUCAAGCCAAUUCCGAAAUGUGUAAAAAAAUGUUCUCAGAGCAACAGUAGGCUUUAAACUGGGCGCUGAACUGAUGGUGCUGAAUGCCCAAAUCAAAGAGCAAAAGUAGCUGGGUUGACAAUUUCCUCUGACCCACUGCAUCUCUUUCCCAUACCUUUACCAUUCUGUAAAUCCCACUUUGACAUGGGCUGUAUGAUUAACAAUCUACUUGCUCUCAGUGCAACUGUCCCCUGGCAGAUUCUUAACCAAUUCACCUCUGGAUGUGAUUAUCAUUAAUAAUGUUGAUGUUGUAAUUUUAAAGUAAAAUGCAAAUAUGAAAGUCAGUAAGUGUACUGGGACAUUGACGACAAACGUUCUCCAAAUCAAAGUACACCAUCUUAUCAUGUGUGUAGCUACAUUACUUGAUAUGUUGGCUAAUCUUUCAAAUCAAGAAUACAGCAUUUCACAUAAUUCGGCCUCCCAAUCCCUGACCUAUGCUUCAAUUUUUUUUUUUUUGCCUUUUACCCAAUUUUCUUCCCUUAUUUUAAUCAUCUUAUCAGUUGAAUCCACUCCCGUGUGUUCGUCAAUUGCAAGGUCAGAGCAAUGAGGUUUAAUUUAGCUGCCUUUUUAUGUUGAGCAAUUAACAGGUUGUUGAAGUUGCAGUGGUAUUUCAAAGCAAAUAAGGUGUCAUUUAACUGAAAACAGAGAUAAAAUUAUUCAGCUCUCCCAAAUCUCACAUUCCCCCAAACACCGCGUUCGUUAGACUCACAUUUUUGACUUGGAAUUAAGUUUAUUUAAAAUAAACAGAACCUAUUGUUUCAUUGGCUUUCA